Molecule: messenger RNA, 2847 nt
Organism: Linum trigynum
Lineage: Eukaryota; Viridiplantae; Streptophyta; Magnoliopsida; Malpighiales; Linaceae
Source: the annotation of a GenBank genome assembly
GUCAUUAGUCUACAAAAAUUGAAUAGAUGCAAUUUUAGAUAGUGGAAGACUGGAAGCCCAUUGGCUAUAACUCUAUGGUCACUAAGAAAUUUGAGUGAAAUGUGAGAAGGGAAGUUUUUUUUAUUCAAGAGAAUGAAUAUUUGGGAGUAGUGAAAAUUGUGAGAGAAAAGGUAGAGCAAUUUUUUCUUUUGGUGAAAAUCAAGAGUCUAGAAGGGGUGCUCUAACCUUUAGCUAUUAAUCAUGCAAGGAGUUUGAACUCCGAUAGAAUCAAAGUACAAUCAAUACCGUAAAACGGGCUCCGGAGCAUCUAACAUAUGAAUUCCUAUGGGAAGAGAAUGACCAACCGCCGCUAAGUAAUUUGCCACAAAAUUACUCUCCCUGAAUACAUGACGAAUAUUGACCUUCCGCUCUCUAUCCAACAGCCUUCGGACGUAGGUGAUCAAGGUGUGGUUGGGGAUGCCGCUCAUCAUCUGCACUCAACAGCUUAACAACUGUCAUCGAGUCUGUCUGCACAAUUAACUUCCGGAAUCCCAUCUUCCAAGCAAUGUCCAAGCCAUGCGCAAUCCCCACAAGCUCCGCAUGGGUGAUCGAUCCCCCGCCCAGGUUAACCGCAUAGCCACGGAGGAAUCCGGCGUCACUUCCUCGGAGCACAACACCCGCCGCCGAGCUGCCUAGUGGCGAAUGCACAGAACCAUCCGAAUUCAGAAAAGUAUAGCAAUGAAAAUGAUGGAAAAAUAUUUAAUUAAUUUUACUAUAGUAUGGGUUGCUAAACGUGGUGCUAAAUAUAUUUAUUUUAUUCUUUUUUUUCCUUCCUUUUUUCAAAGAUUGAAAAAUCGUACCAUAUCGGUGGUUCGAUAAGAAAAACCUUUUACCAGAAGCUAAACUGGUAGGCAGUAUAUAGCAGUAUGCAAUGGUUGAAUCGUGUAAAGUACCCUACGGCUAACUUUUUCAAAACAACCUCCAAUAUGGUAUUUCAAUCCUUGAUCCAUCCAACAAACACAACAUUCACAAAAAAGAAAAACACUUGUCAUCUUUCUCUUUUAGCACUCACCUUAAUCGCUAUUGGGUUGUUGGCAUUGUCAGUAUCUCCAAGUCACGAAUAGCGAAUCCGACGAGAUAAAUUUCGACUAGAAAUACUUGAAUUUGGCCAAUUGGUCGGACCAAUUUUCGUUUUAAGUUGGACCAUGGCGAGAACAAGACAAAAUUUCGGUUCAGGAGCUAGGUUAAUACAAAACUACAAUCAAAGUUCCAAACUUUUUAAACACUUUGCUUACAAAACCAUGACAGCUUUGGUGCUACAUUUAUGAUAUCAAACACACUCAAACCUCAACUUUCCUCUCCCUAAGCCACUUCUGAACCCAACCCUUCAUCCUCCCUUUGCUGCGUUUGGAUAAAGUAAUCCAUUCUUGGAAAGGUGGGAUGAACAGAUAGAGUUGACUAAGUGAACCCUCCAAACCAAAUUGUAUCUCUCUCUUUCACCUUCAUCUGCCACCUCCACCACCCCAUGUUUAUGUCUUGCCUUCAUUACCCGCCAAAACUUUCACAUACAUUUACUUAUUUGAAACCCUACCGAUAAAAGAAAUGGCAACUGGAUCAUUUCUUAAUACAUUUGUGUUCCUAUAUCUAGCCUCACAUCUCCCAAAUUACUACACAGCUCAAUCGCUGAUCUAUCCUUCUUUCUUCAAGCCCCCUCUUCCCCUGGUUUUGUUACUAGCAAGUACCUAGUGGCUAUGAAAUUCGUCGUAACUACUGGCGUGAUCGCCAUCGCAAUGGUGGUCGCGACUUUGCAUCUGACUGCCAUCAACGUUUCAGCUGCCAUCCCUAGUUACUGGAAAACAGAAGUCGUGUUGUGCAACGAAACUUCGAGCCGUUGCAUGGGCGCACACAUAGGCUGCCCCGAGGAAUGCCCCUCCACUCGAAGACCGAAUGCCGAGGGCAAAAUUUGUCAUGUCGAAUGCGACCACCCGAUUUGUAACGCCGGGUGCAGGACGCGCAAACCGAACUGUGACGCCCCAGGAUCGGCUUGCUACGACCCACGCUUUGUGGGCGGAGACGGCAGGGUGUUCUACUUUCACGGAAAGAGCAACGAGGUCUUCACCUUGGUCUCAGACCCCAACUUCCAGAUCAACGGACAUUUCAUCGGCCACCGGCCCGUCGCUAGACCCCGUGAUUUCACAUGGAUUCAAUCCCUCGGAAUCCUCUUCGACUCCCACAAAUUCACCCUCGAGGCCACGAAGGCUGCGACAUGGGACAACGAGGUGGACCAUCUUAAGUUCACCUAUGAUGGCCGAGACCUUUCGGUCGAAGAAGGCUCUCUCUCCGCCUGGUCCUCUCAGGACAAAGACAUCGCGGUGGAGAGAGUUUCGAGCAAGAACAGUGUCAUCGUCACGAUCAAGAACAAGGCCGAGAUCCUGGUCAGUGUGGUGCCGGUGACCAAGGAAGAUGACAGAGUACACAAGUACCAAAUACCGGAACAUGACUGUUUUGUCCAUCUGGAAGUCCAGUUCAGGUUCUUCCAUUUGUCGCCGAAUGUCGAAGGAGUACUGGGCAAGACUUACCAGCCCGACUUCGAGAACAAUGUCGCGAAACCGGGCAAGGCAAUGCCCGUCAUGGGAGGCGAGGAUAAGUACAGAACCUCGGACCUUCUCUCUGCAGAAUGUGGUGCUUGCAUCUUCUCCGAAGCAGAGGAACAGAGCUCAAAGCAGGGGAUGGGUACUAACUUUCCUACCCUUGACUGUACCAGGGGAGCUGCUGCUGCUGGAUAUGGGAUUGUUUGCAGGAAGUGAUUAUUGAUUCAUGAUGUUCAUCAUCAUGGGCUUCCAGUCUGAAUAAAAUUGUAGUCCAAUU